AUGAUAGAGCUUACGGUGCCUUGGGAAACCAACAUCCCCAAAGACCAUGCCAUCAAGGUCAAUAAGUAUUACGAGCUCACUAACGAACUAACUCGAAAUAGGUUCGUCGUUGAUUUGUACGCGGUAGAGGUGGGAGCGAGAGGUAUAACAGCUAAAUCUCUCUAUAACCUACUAAAAGACUUGGGCCUGUCCAGAACUAACAUUAAUUCAUUCUUAGAACGUACGUCGAAGGCAGCCCUAGUAGGUUCUUUUCAAAUUUGGUUAGGUAGGGAGAGGAACUUGGACAGUGGAGGUGAGCGUAUAACGCGCGUUAGUUAA
This is a messenger RNA of Danaus chrysippus (African queen), 318 nucleotides long. Lineage: Eukaryota; Metazoa; Arthropoda; Insecta; Lepidoptera; Nymphalidae. The record is from the annotation of a GenBank genome assembly.